CGUUGCCGACAUAAUAUGAUUAUCGCUUAGUUUAAAGUAAUCACAGCAAAAAUUCGAAUAAUUUUUUUUUCGUUCAUUUCGUUUCUUUUCAUUUCUUUUUCGGAGUAAUUUUUCUGUCAUUUGAUUUAAUUGUGCUUUUUUGUUUCCCGUGUUCUCUUCAUAUGUGAUAUUGAAAUAAAGCAUACAACGGAAUAGCAUCAAACGCAUAAACGAUAAAAUAUUUAAUCGACGACAACAGCCAACAUAUUCAAUCAAAUUUAUAAGAAGAAAAACAAAAAACACUCAAUAUUUAGUGGAAGAAGAAACAGUCGUGAAUGUGGAUUAUUUGGUAUAACGGAUUAUAAAAAAAAACUCAAUCGAAUGUGAUUUAAAUAAAACGAGAGAAAAAUAAUUAAAUAAAUACAACCACAUUCUUGCAAACCCUAUCACACUGUUUACGAUUUCUAAAUGAAAUCAAUCUGAACGGAACUGAAAUACAACAGCACUAAAAGAACUCACAUUUUCGGAUUGCGGUCAUAAAACAUCUCAACUCUAAUUGAACAAAACAAUAACAUCAACAAAUCAUUUGGCAGCAAACAAAAGGUCAUCGUCGCAAACAUCUAAACAAGUUCAAAGCGAAUCUUAUAAUUUCAUAGAAGCGGAAAUAAGCAGAAAUCGAAAGAAGAACAACAUCACGCUAAGAAAAAAAAAAUCACAUCACUUUGAAAUCUUCUACUCUUAAGCGGAUCAGCGUUACCACUCACCCCACAUCACAUAUUACGUACACCAUUAUUUCAUUAAAAAAUAAAACCAACGUCGUAGAUAGUUCGAAAAGAAAGAAAUAAAAGUGCCUGAAUUUAAAUGUGAUACUCACCACUUUGCUUAAAUUAUACACAUCGCAGAAAACAUUCACAUACACUCACUCACACAACCACACACGCCAAUCAAACAUUCGCCGUUUCAACAACAACAACUUUAAAUUUUAUUUAUCGCAAGCGUCAACAUACUUUAUGUAGUAGUUCCCAAACACACCUACACAAAGCUGGCUUUUGUAAUAUUGGUUUAAGUCAGCAUAAGUGUGUUUCCUGAUAUAAAAAUCAAACGAAGACAAAAAGAAAUUUCAUUGUAAUACACACAUUGCUGAUACAAAGAAAACACCAAAAAAAAAAAUCUCAAUCUCGCAAAGCAUUGAUACUUAUUCAUUCGGGCAUCAAGUGUGUGAAGCAUAAAAAUUAUAAGAAAUAAUUUAGCGUAUAAUUAUUGAAAAAACGAAAACACAAAUUGCGCGCUCAACAUUACUGAAUUUAAUGUUAAUUGAAAAGCAUUUAUCAACACGAUAGAGCACUAAACAGAAGUUGUGGGGCAAUUAUCGGCGAAAGGACACAAUAAAUUAAUAAUAGACGAAGAAAAAAAACGUUAAUCGAAGUAAACGAAGCCAAGGCAAAUUCCAGCUGCGCCGAUUUCCGAUUGCUGUGUUGUCACUGUGUGUAAAAGUGUGCACGCGAGUGAGCGAGAAAAUAUAUAUAAAGAGAGAGAGAGAGAGAGAGACGAAAAAAUAGUGUAAAACCGAACCAUUAGUAGUUUGGAAGUCAAACCGAUUUGUCAACUAGUUUGACCUCUAAUGUUGUAAAUGGCUACUAUCUUUGAAGCAGUUGCGAAACAGUCCCAAAAUAGCCAACCGAAUCAAUCGCAACCAGAGUCGAAUACAAAUCAAACGGCACAUCAUUUUACGGGCAAUUGCGUCACAAAUGGGUUGUUUCUGUUCGACGAACCAUCCACAUCGAUUAAUAUGUUAGAUAAUUGGCUACUACCAUCAAAACAAUCGCGAAGCAGCCUCGAAGCAGCUAAACGCAAAAUCAAUCCAAAUCACAGAAGCCAAUAUAGUCUCGAUACAGGAACUGUUGAUCACAUCGAUCUAUUGACAUCACAACAGCAACAUUUCCAUCAAUUCCAGCAUCCGCAGCAUCCACACAAUCAAGCGCACUCACUAUUUCUAUCGCAUACAUCGAAUAUGGACUCAUCACAAAUAUCGCAACAAUCAUCGUCGUCACUUCAGCCAACCCAACAGCAAAUGCAGCAGCAAACUGAUCAGCUGCAAACAUCGCCGAAUUGUUCUUUUGAAGGUGGAGAUGUGUCGUACCAUUUUAAGACGCUCGUUCCAGCCGUGGCCGCUGGCGCGAUUAUCGGCAAAGGUGGCGAAACGAUUGCAGCCAUUCAAAAAGACACAAGUGCACGAGUUAAAAUGUCCAAAUCACACGAUUUCUAUCCAGGUACACAGGAACGUGUUUGUUUGAUAACCGGCUCGAUCGAAUCAAUAAUGACCGUAUUAGAUUUUAUAAUGGAUAAAAUACGGGAAAAACCAGAUCAAACACCAAAAUUAACUGACAUCGAAACGAAACAAGCUCAAGAACGGGACAAACAAGUAAAAAUCUUAGUGCCGAAUUCAACGGCCGGCAUGAUUAUUGGCAAAGCUGGCGCAUACAUUAAGCAAAUCAAAGAAGAAAGCGGUUCGUAUGUACAAAUAUCGCAAAAACCAAAGGACAUAACACUCCAAGAGCGUUGUAUUACGAUUAUCGGCGAUAAAGAAAACAAUAAAAUUGCAUGCAAAUUGAUAUUAGCAAAAAUAAUGGAGGAUCCAUCAUCGGGCACAUGCUUAAAUGUAUCAUAUGCCGAUGUAAAUGGUCCUGUAGCCAAUUUUAAUCCAACCGGAUCACCAUAUGCGGCCAACCAAACAACAAUUAGUUCAAGCACUGCGUCACUUAAUUCAACUCCGUCACUUAGUGCACCAAAUCUCCUGGUUAAUGGUAGCGGCAUUAAUUUAUCAUUAAAUCUAGGACCAACGAAUAAUUCAAACCCAGCACUUAACACACAAAUUAUAGAUCACAUCAAGGUUGCCAUGCGAGGAUUUGGUUACUUAGAGCCGGUUUUAAAUGAAGUUGCUGCAGCUUUAGGAAUUCUUGCCAAAUACGGGUCGCUGGGUGUCGGUGUUGGUUUAACACAUACCAAUGGCACGACCCCAAUCAGUUAUUUGAAUGUUACACCAUUGGAACAAAGUGUAACUGCAAACAGCGUCUUCGGUGCCAUCGGUCAAGUCAAUUUAGAUUCGUUUAUCGGCGCAACAUCGCCAACACCACGUGCAUCCAUUGAUCGUUUUGAAACCACAACAUUUGAUCCAUUUCGUCAUGCUGGCCAACAAGCAGCCGCUCCAAUUUCAAUAAAUACAAACACAUAUGGUUUGGCGACAAAUUCAACGAUUGGUGCUGCUGCAGCCGCACAAACAUUGGGCGGCUUAAGCAAGAGCCCAACACCAGCUGAUGUUGGCCUACGCGAUUCGAAAUCGGUCGAAGUCGCUGAGAGCAUUGUUGGCGCUAUUCUAGGUCCGAAUGGCAGCAGCUUGAUUGACAUCCAAAAUAAGAGCGGCGCAACAAUUCAAAUUUCAAAAAAGGGGAUGUUCGCACCCGGUACAAAGAAUCGCAUAGUCACAAUAAGCGGUGCACCGAGUGGCAUUCAAUUGGCUCAUUUUCUCAUCGAGCAAAAAGUGAACGAGGAAGAAACAAAACGACGUAACCAAAAUACAUUAACAGGAAUUCCGGGUAUUAUGCAAUAGUCGCGCAUUCAUACAGACAUACAUACAUACACAGCGAGCAUCGACGAACGCUAGAUGCGGCAAACGAACAGCAAAUAAAAUGAAAAAAAAGAGAAGAAAAUAAUGAUUGAGAAAUUGAAAUGAAAAAAUUGUUUUGAAAUAUUAAAAAUUAGAUCACAGUAAAUUGAUACACACAGAAAAUAGAUAAAAACAGAAAAAAACGAUACAAGUAAAAAGUAAGGAAAAAAAUGAGAGUGUUUAACGUGGAAAAUUGUUUUUAUUUUCAUAAAAAAAAUGUGAAAAUUUUUAGUCAUGUAUAGAUCAAUGCAAUCGGCAUGUACGACAAGUGUAUGUGUUACCUAUUCAUUUUCAAUGGUCAGAGACAGUUGAUAUACAUAUAUUAUAACUAUUACAACAACAACAAAAACAACAACAAAUAAUAAUAACUAUAAUAAUAUUAAUAAUGAUGAUGAAGUGGAGAAAAAUAAAUAAUUGUUAUUAAUGUAGUUCAGUGCAUAGCCCAAAAUAUGCAUAAACAUUAUAUUUUUUGAUGACAGAUAAACUAUUUUAGAUUUUUAUUAUUAUUAUAAUUUUUUGUUUUGUUUUGUUUAAAGAAUUUAAAGAGGAAGAGUUGAAAGAGAGAGCGAGAGAAAAAAAAAUAUAUAUAUAUCAUAUUUUAUGUUGAAUAUCUUCUUUUCACAUGUGAAAUGUUUAUCCUUAGAUAGCGAAUAACCGAACCAUUUUUAUUUUUUACUACGAUUUUUAUGAUUUGUUCUUCUACAUUUCUUCUUAUCCUUUAUAUAAGGUAGGGCAAUACCAACCGCAUAAAAACAUUCUCACAUCUUCGCACAUCGUUUAAUAUGUACCGUUCAUUGAAUAUAUAAUUCAGUUUAAAAUUGGUCAUUGCCACAAUACCGCCACCACCACUGCACCUGCCCUUCGACCCUCAUUUUCCCAAAUUUACCCUCUCUCCGCUCCCAUGCACAAUUCAAUGAAUUUUAUUUUAGAAUUUAUAUAUGUUGAUAAUUUGUGUUCGAAAGAACGUUAAAAACAAAAUGAAAACUAUUGCAAAUCCAAUUUGUUUCAGGCAUAGAUUUAGUUAGUUCAGUGCAUAACUAACACAAAUGCAAAAUAUGUGUGUAAAUAUUGCAAGGUUAAUUACGCUGAAUGAAUGAUGCAAGAAAAUGCAUGCUUAUCGUUUUUUUUAUGUUUUCCCGAUUCGUUAUUGAUGAGAAGAGAAUAUAUCCAAAAUUUAUAUGAUAAAUCUAUAUAAAAAACGAACCUGAUAUUGCACAUAUGUUGAUUUAAUUCAUGUAAAUGUUCUCACUAUUAUACAUUCAGUUAAUUUGAAAGUUAGGCAUUUUCCACUCGAGAUGCCCACAGCAUAUAUAUAUCUACAUAUAUAUAUAGAUUUAAUAGGAAGAGUCAUUGCUUAUCUUUUUUGUUUGUUUGUUUUUCAUUUACAUAAAAAGAAAUGAACGAGAUAAUAAAAAUGUUGUUUUAAUCUUAUGUUGUUAAUUUAUAUAAAAGAUUUAUGGAAAAUAAUAAUCACACGUCAUAAAUAUACCAAUACUAAGUAAUACAAAACAAUGUUAACUCUUUUUUUUUCAAUCAAUCACUCAACAUGAAUUUGAGAUCAUCUUCACAUAAACACAAACACACAAACAAAUUGAUUGUUACAUUUACAAAGAAUAAACAUGCAAAGAAAAUUUAUUUAAAAAAAAUACUAAUAAUAAACAUAAAUAAACAAAUUCGAGUCACGCGCAUAUUCACUAAAGUAUGUAUCUAUAUACUUAUUCACUCUCACAUACACACACAUACAUACAUUUAAAGAGAAAACACAAAAUGUUUCCAAGUGAAUCUUUUUUGCUGCAAUAUUUAAAACAAAAACAAACAAACAAUUACAAGAACCGACAAACAAAGAAUUGCAAACCAAUUACAACAUACACUGACGGACGCCACUCUAUGUGGUCAAGUGUCAAAGAAAAAAAAACAUGUUAUUUUAUUAUUAUCUAUUUUUAGUUGAUUUAAGCAGAGUACGAGAAAUAAACAUAAUAAAGCUAUAGUGUGUAUAAAUUUAAAAAUUAAACAUGAAACAAAAAAAAAAUUGAAAUACACCCAGAGAAAUUUAUUCUAAACGAACAGAAAAAAAAGUUUAAUAAAUUGUUUUAAAAAAUUUUAACAAUAAAAAUAAAUCACAUAUAGUAUGAAAAAUUGAGAUGUUGCAAAAAUAUACCUAGAAACAACAAAAAAAUGUAAAGGAUUCAGUACAUUGAAUUGUACCGCUGUAAUGAUAGAAAUUAAUUAAAUGAUGAGAGAAUAAAAAAAGCAUAAAAAGAGACAAAAAACAACAGUUAUCUAGAUAAGGAUAAAUUCAUCAAAAAAAAAAAAUGAAAACCAUUAAUAAUUUCACCAUCGUAAACUCGUGAUGUUGUUUUUAUAAAUAGUAAUAUGUAUAGAAAUACAGGAAAAUAUUACUGAAAAAAUUCUGAUAGGUCUAUUAUAAUUAAAAAAAAAAAA
Molecule: messenger RNA, 6085 nt
Organism: Contarinia nasturtii (swede midge)
Lineage: Eukaryota; Metazoa; Arthropoda; Insecta; Diptera; Cecidomyiidae
Gene: pasilla
Product: RNA-binding protein Nova-1
Exons: 6
Coding region: 1610-3586 (658 amino acids)
Biological process (GO): regulation of alternative mRNA splicing, via spliceosome; mRNA splicing, via spliceosome
Cellular component (GO): nucleus; cytoplasm
Molecular function (GO): mRNA binding
Source: RefSeq, a predicted model, not a curated record